UCUGAGAAAUUGGAUGGAAUGAAUCACUCCACAGUAACAGAGUUUGUGUUUUUGGGACUCACUAAUUCAUGGGGGAUUCAGCUCCUCCUUUUUGUCUUUUCCUUUUUGUUCUACUUGGCAAGCAUGAUGGGAAACCUUGUCAUUAUGUUCACUGUAACCUUGGAUGCUCAUCUGCACUCCCCCAUGUAUUUCCUCCUGGCUAACCUGUCAGUUAUUGAUAUGAUUUUUUGCUCAAUCACAGCCCCUAAAAUGAUUUGUGACAUUUUUAAGAAGCACAAAGCCAUCUCCUUUUGUGGAUGUAUUACUCAGAUCUUCUUCAGUCAUGCUGCUGGGGGCACUGAGAUGGUACUGCUCAUUGCCAUGGCCUUUGACAGAUAUGUGGCCAUAUGCAAACCUCUCCACUACCUGAUUAUCAUGAGUCCAAGAAUGUGCCUAUACUUUUUAGUCAGUUCCUGGAUUGUCGGUUUUAUCCACUCAUUGCUUCAAUUAGUUUUUGUGGUAAACUUGCCCUUUUGUGGCCCUAAUGUAUUGGACAGUUUUUACUGUGACCUUCCCCGUCUCCUCAGACUCGCCUGCACAAAUACCCAAGUCCUGGAGUUCAUGGUUAGUGUUAAUAGUGGGCUUAUUUCUGUGGGAUCUUUUGUCUUACUAGUCAUUUCCUACAUUUUUAUUCUAUUCACUGUUUGGAAACACUCUUCACAAGGUUCAUUCAAGGCCCUCUCCACUUUAUCAUCUCAUAUCACUGUGGUAGUUUUGUUCUUCGGGCCGCUGAUGUUUUUCUACACAUGGCCUUCUCCCUCAUCACACCUGGAUAAAUAUCUUGGUAUUUUUGAUGCAUUUAUCACUCCUUUUCUGAAUCCAGUCAUCUAUACAUUCAGAAACAAAGAGAUGAAAGUGGCAAUGAUGAGAUUGUGCAGUCAUCUUGUUCAUUACAGGAAGAUUUUGUAA
Messenger RNA from Phyllostomus hastatus (greater spear-nosed bat), 948 nucleotides. Its product is annotated as olfactory receptor 4F15. Bases 19 to 948 code for a protein of 309 amino acids. Gene Ontology annotation, molecular function: olfactory receptor activity; G protein-coupled receptor activity. Gene Ontology annotation, biological process: G protein-coupled receptor signaling pathway. Gene Ontology annotation, cellular component: membrane. NCBI's taxonomy places the organism in Eukaryota, Metazoa, Chordata, Mammalia, Chiroptera, Phyllostomidae. The record is from RefSeq and is a predicted model, not a curated record. The transcript has a single exon.